AUAUAUAUAUAUAUAUAUAUAUACCGCCUGACGAAAUAAGCGCCCCCGGUCCGCUUCCCUUUGUCGAACCGGGCUGACUCUGACUUGACUCCUUUAAACGCGCUGAAAUAUGAGGCCAGGGGAAAUGGGAGGAAAGUGUUUUCUCGCUCACUGAAGUUAUUGGAGGUUCUCCUUGUGGAAGAGAGGAAGAGAGAGGUGGCGGCGGACACCACGAGUUCACUCUCACAGUAAAAGGAGUGAGCUCAGCCUUCCAACAAACCUCCCCCUCCUUGCUGGGCUAAGAUGAGUAUUACCAGUGACGAAGUGAAUUUCUUGGUCUACAGAUACCUCCAAGAGUCAGGUUUUACCCACUCAGCAUUCACCUUUGGCAUUGAGAGCCACAUCAGCCAGUCAAACAUCAAUGGAACACUAGUGCCCCCUGCAGCACUCAUCUCCAUCUUGCAGAAAGGACUACAGUAUGUUGAGGCAGAAAUCAGCAUUAAUGAGGACGGGACUGUCUUUGAUGGGCGGCCGAUCGAGUCACUUUCGCUUAUUGAUGCUGUGAUGCCCGACGUGGUGCAGACGCGGCAACAAGCCUUCCGUGACAAGCUAGCCCAGCAACAUGCCGCCUGCACCGUCUCUGCUUCAACCUCAGGAAACCAGUCUAAUGCACCAAAGAAUGGAGAAGCCACCGUUAACGGAGAGGAGAACGGCACUCACAACAUGAAUAACCACAGUGAGCCCAUGGAUGUGGAUGGAGAUGUUGAGAUACCAGCCAGUAAAUCCACGGUCCUCCGAGGCCACGAGUCUGAAGUGUUCAUCUGUGCCUGGAACCCUGUCAGUGACCUGCUGGCGUCAGGCUCGGGCGACUCCACAGCUCGGAUCUGGAACCUAAACGAGAACAAUAGCUCCAGCUCCACCCAGUUAGUUCUCCGUCACUGUAUCCGAGAAGGUGGUCAGGAUGUUCCCAGCAACAAAGACGUCACGUCACUGGACUGGAAUAGCGAGGGCACUCUUUUGGCGACAGGCUCGUAUGAUGGGUUUGCCAGAAUAUGGACGAAGGAUGGAAAUCUGGCCAGCACCUUGGGGCAGCACAAAGGGCCAAUAUUUGCACUCAAAUGGAACAAGAAGGGGAACUGUAUUCUGAGUGCGGGUGUAGAUAAGACGACAAUCAUUUGGGAUGCAAAUACAGGAGAAGCCAAGCAGCAGUUUCCUUUUCACUCAGCUCCUGCGCUGGACGUGGACUGGCAGAAUAACACCACGUUUGCCUCCUGCAGCACAGACAUGUGCAUCCACGUGUGUCGCCUUGGUAGCGACCGGCCUCUCAAGACCUUCCGGGGUCACUCGAAUGAGGUCAAUGCCAUUAAGUGGGAUCCAUCAGGUAUGCUGCUCGCCUCCUGCUCCGAUGACAUGACCUUAAAGAUCUGGAGUAUGAAACAGGACUCCUGCGUCCACGACCUCCAAGCUCACAGUAAAGAAAUCUACACAAUCAAGUGGAGCCCGACUGGACCAGGCACCAAUAACGCUAACUCCAACAUCAUGCUUGCCAGUGCAUCGUUUGACUCGACAGUGCGACUAUGGGAUGUUGAGCGAGGGGCUUGUAUACACACCCUGACCAAGCACCAGGAGCCUGUCUACAGCGUGGCCUUCAGCCCCGAUGGCAAACACCUGGCCAGCGGCUCCUUCGAUAAAUGCGUCCACAUUUGGAACACCACGACUGGAGCCCUGGUCCACAGCUACAGGGGGACUGGGGGCAUUUUUGAGGUCUGCUGGAACAGCACAGGAGAUAAAGUUGGAGCCAGUGCAUCGGAUGGCUCGGUUUGUGUUCUUGAUCUCCGGAAAUAGCCCUUCCAAAAGGAUGAAAAAUCCUGGAAAACGCAGAAAUUUGCCUUCUUCAGACAUCAGCAAACACACUCUCCUCGCUUGAGAAGGGCUGUAAAGGUGGACUGAAACGAACCCCUCACAGGACCUUAAUCAGAUGACAGCAGCAGCAACACCAACUAAAUUCAUUGCACCUUAAUUUUUGUUGAUGUUUGUUUUUAUGGAGAGCCUGAGAGAGGAUGGAAACUGACUCGGAAAGCCUUGAAAGUGGAUCUGACUCCCCCCUGGGUUCAUCCAUGUAUCAAAAGGUUUCUAACCAGAACAUGCUGGGGUCCCCACAGGCUGCAGAUCCUGCUGUUAUUAAGGUGCAAGGGUGGAAACAAAGAUGAGUCAAGAAUUACAGAAAGAAGGGAAAACGGUUGUUUGAGCUGGAAGAAGCAAAAUGUAAAGUGAAGGCGUUGGGCUUUUAAUUCCUCUUAAGGAAAUAUAAUUUGAUGUCCAAAUGAUGGAACAGGCAGGAAGAUGAGAGUAACCAAUUAUCACAGCAAGCUGACGGGGUGCCUAACGUUUCCACAGUACUUGUUGCUUGAAUGACGUUAUCAGCAGAUGGACUUUAGAGAGUCAGAUUGAAUGUGCCGCUACGAGGUAGAUCCUAGUUCAUAAAAAAAACAAAAAAAAAACACAGGUCAACAAGAAGAAAACUUGCCAAGUAAUCAUCCGAAUACCCUAAAACGGCCUGUUCUCUUAAAAUAAACAGAUUUUCGUUUUGUAAAAAAAAAAAAAAUGAUGUGAAAAUUGUGGUUUACAAAGAGAAUCUUUCUCCCUUUUUGGAUGUAAAUUUCAAGAAUGUAAAGAUGUGUAAAUCAGAUGAAAACACAGACUUAUAUACUGUGUAUAUAUGUUUAUAUACAGUUCACUUUAUCGCUAUCUACAGGGGCUCUUUAUUGGCGAGAGCCGUCGUCUUCACUCUCAGUUUGUGACUAAGUGCAUGUGUUAUCGGCCUCUUUUAUGACAGUCUUUAUAAACACGCUCAGCUAUAUACAACGUCGUUUUCUUUUUUAAUAAGGUGAAAAAUGAUACGGUGAGAUGUAAUAACCAUCCCACUAUGUCCUCCUCUGUUGGCUUGUCAUCCAAAAUAAGGAAGGGAACAGCCAUCGCUCUCCUUCUUGGUUUGCUGAUUCAGCUGAUCUGACAGCUUAUUGCCAAUAAAUCCAACCUUUUAAGAGAAUGAACCCGACUCAUGGGAGUUCUGCUGGCUUUGUUAGCGUCGCCAUGUUUCCUCUGUGGCACUUUAAGCUGAAUCUAGCUACAUUAUUUUAACCAGAGGGUGGAGUUCUGCAAAAAAAUAAAAAAUCCUGCUGGAAGCAAAACAGCCUUUGUUUUAAAUUUUAUUUUCCACCUGGUUAAGUUUGGUAAUGGUUUUGAAACUCCUGUGAUGUGGAUGGCAAAUCAGUACUGCAAUAUAUUCCACUUCUUUUUGCCUUCUUGUUUUUGAUCUUUCACAUUGAUGGCAUUUUCUGCAACAGCGACAUGAAGUGCACUUUUUGUGAUGGUGGAUUCAGAGGGCGUUCGGCUUUGGUUGAAAGUGCUCUGUUUUUUUUUUCUAUAAUUCUUUUGUCUUUAAUGAUUCGAUUGUAAAACAUAUUGCAAAGCUUUCUUUUUUUUUUCUUCUUUUUUCGUUUCAUUUUCUGAGAGCCAUUAUUGUCUGUGUCAGACUGAGAAUUGGGCUGUGUCUGGGGGGUGGGGAGUGAACAUUGGCAUGCCAAGAAGCCCAAAACAUGAGGUGACAGCUAUUUUCUCUCUUGUACCUUGAUCAAGGGUGCUGUCACCUGUUUCCAAGACAAAACUUUGAAGUCAUUCAUUGUUUCAAAUAAAUUACUAUAUUUUGAUAUUUGAAAA
This is a messenger RNA of Cyprinodon tularosa, 3699 nucleotides long. It is a transcript of the gene tbl1x, whose product is annotated as transducin beta like 1 X-linked. The record is from RefSeq and is a predicted model, not a curated record. Gene Ontology annotation, biological process: regulation of transcription by RNA polymerase II. The transcript has 15 exons. Gene Ontology annotation, molecular function: transcription corepressor activity; protein binding. Bases 283 to 1824 code for a protein of 513 amino acids. Lineage: Eukaryota; Metazoa; Chordata; Actinopteri; Cyprinodontiformes; Cyprinodontidae. Gene Ontology annotation, cellular component: histone deacetylase complex.